Molecule: messenger RNA, 2108 nt
Organism: Malurus melanocephalus (red-backed fairy wren)
Lineage: Eukaryota; Metazoa; Chordata; Aves; Passeriformes; Maluridae
Product: collagen alpha-1(XVIII) chain-like
Exons: 20
Coding region: 39-2108 (689 amino acids)
Source: RefSeq, a predicted model, not a curated record
CCAAGGGGCUGCCCCGGCGGGUGCCCUCGGCCCCGGGGAUGGACCUUGCCCUGCAGGUGCACAACGCCUCCGGCUGUGUCUGCCCCGUGCGCCCCGGCCCUCCCGGMCCUCCCGGCCCAAAGGGAGAGAAAGGUGACCGAGGGUUCCCGGGAGAGAGAGGCCAGCCCGGAUUCUUAGGGGAGAGAGGGAAGUCCGGCAGCCCAGGACAGCCAGGUCCCCAGGGUCCUCGGGGCCCCCCGGGUCCUCCGGGACCACCGGGGCCCCCGGGACCCCCGGGAGCYGGGGRAGCCCGGARCCCACCCGCGCCUGCUGCACUCCCYCAGAGAUCAGAGAACGAGCUGGGAGUCUCCAGCCCUGUGGGAAACCCAGGACCCCCAGGUCCCCCCGGGCUGCCCGGCAUGCCCGGACCCCCAGGCUACCCAGGCCACGAUGGCCCUCAGGGGGCCCCUGGGCGGGAGGGAAAGCCAGGACCCCCAGGCCCUCCAGGGGCUGUGGGGCCACCUGGUUUYCCCGGGGCUGAAGGACUUCCAGGGWCUCCAGGCUCAGCUGGGCCGGACGGACCCCCAGGGGCACCAGGACUCCCAGGACCGCAGGGUCCCCCCGGAGUGCCUGGGCACGACGGACCCCCUGGUCCUCCAGGAUCUGCGUCACUCCCUGGCAAACCAGGGCUCCGAGGGGAGCCAGGAUUCCCAGGACCAAAGGGCGAGAAGGGCGAGUAUGGGYUGCCAGGCAUGCCAGGGAGCCCUGGCCGCACCGGAGAGCCAGGGUCCCCGGGCAUGCCCGGCCCCAUGGGACCACCGGGACCACCAGGGGACUACAGGUGUGACUCACGCCAUGCUGGGCACCACGCAUCGGCCGGGCAGCCGGGCCCCAAGGGAGAAAAGGGCGACCCCGGAGAACCGGGGUGCUGCUAUGGGGAACGCGGGUGCAAACCAGGCCACCUGCCCUUCCCCAGCGCUGGCAGCCAGCCUGGCUCCUGGGCACCCAUCAGCAGGUACAGGAUGGAUGGCAAAGAGGAACCAGAGAUUUAUGGAGCCAUCAUCCCCCAUGAUCUUCGAGGUCCCCCUGGGAACCCCGGCCCCCCYGGGCCCCCCGGCCCCCCUGGCCCUCCAGGUCUCCUCUACCUCAAYAAGGUGCACCCCAUCCACGCCCAGCCGCCCUGCAAGCAGCCGGCACCUGCAGAGCGCAGUUGGYCAUCAGAUGGAGCCGACAUCCCCCAGAUGGAACCGUCGGAUUCCCGCGCCGAUCUCCGGCGCCAGACGUGGGUUUUCAAGUCCAAGGAGCUGAUGGUGAAGGCGAGCGGCGCCGUGCCCGAGGGGAGCCUGGUCUACGUUCGAGAAGGGAACAACGCCUUCCUCCGCACCCCCACCGGCUGGAGCCGCCUCCUGCUGGAGGAUCCAAAGACGUUCCUGGUUGGUGAUGACCCUUCUGCCUCCACCCCGCAGUACCAGGAGGCGAAGAGGGUGCAGGUGAGAGGACCCCACACRCUGUCACCCAUGCAGUCUCCGACAGAGUCACUGGUCCAGAAGGAGGAGGAAGAAGGGGUGCCCCAGAUUGUGCCAACCACCAUCGCCCCACGGAUCCCAUCCCUGCGCCUGGCCGCCCUCAACGUGCCCCUGUCGGGUGACAUGAGCGGGAUCCGGGGCGCUGACCUGCAGUGCUACCGGCAGUCACAGGAGGCCGGGCUCUACGGCACCUUCCGGGCAUUCCUGUCUGCCCCCAGCCAGCACUUGGUGUCCAUCGUCAAACGGACGGACAGGACCCUCCCCAUCGUCAACCUGAAGGGACAGCUGCUGGCCAAGUCCUGGAGUGCUCUGUUCGAGGGUCAGUCCGGUGCCACCCCGAGGAGCCCCAUCUACUCCUUCAAUGGGCGCAACAUCCUGAUGGAUCUCCUCUGGCCCCACCGGCUGGCGUGGCACGGCUCCACGCCGCGCGGUGGCCAUGCCCGCCGGUGGGAUUGCCGGGGCUGGCGCAGCUCUGGCACGGCCGAGGGCAUGGCCACUGUCCUGGGMGAGGGCCGGCUGCUGGCCGGGCACCGGCACAACUGCUCCGCGCCGCUGGCCGUGCUCUGCGUCGAGGUGGCCUUUCCCUACCGCCACAUGUGGUGA